This is a messenger RNA of Saprolegnia parasitica CBS 223.65, 1098 nucleotides long. RefSeq lists its product as hypothetical. Lineage: Eukaryota; Oomycota; Saprolegniomycetes; Saprolegniales; Saprolegniaceae. The record is from RefSeq and is a predicted model, not a curated record. The transcript is spliced from 6 exons. Bases 25 to 1098 code for a protein of 357 amino acids. Gene Ontology annotation, biological process: microtubule cytoskeleton organization; regulation of exit from mitosis; protein dephosphorylation. Gene Ontology annotation, molecular function: protein tyrosine/serine/threonine phosphatase activity.
CGCGAGGCCAGUUCCAGCUUGACCAUGCCCAUCCCGCUGCUCGGCGGAUCGCUCUACUACGUGGCGUACGACGCACCCGUGGCCACUUCGCCCGACGUCCUCUACCUCUACGCCGACUACCGCUACAUUGCGUACUUUGAAGACUUUGGUCCGUUCCACUUGGGCACGACGAUGCAGUUCUGCGACGACCUAUCGAAGCUCCUCGCCCAAGCCAAGCGCGAGAAGAAGGUCGUGCACGUCUGCACGCGCCAUGGCCUCGAAGAGCAAGCCAACACGGUCUGCCUCGUGGGUUGCUACGCUGUACUGUGCGCUGGCAUGACCCCAGCCGACGCCCUACGCCCAUUCCGCGACAUGCAGCUCGCCUAUUUUCACGACGCCACCGACGACGAGUGUUUGUUCGAGCUCUCCGUGUUCAAUGUGGUCGAAGGGUUCGCCAAGGCGCUGUCACUCGAGUACGUCGUCCGCGAUCAAUUUCGUGUGGCCGACUAUGUACACCACGAACAAGUCGAGCAUGGCAACUGGAACUGGGUCACGCCGCGCCUCUUGGCGUUUGCUGGUCCGUCGGCGACAACCCACCCGCCGUCUUUUUUUGUGCCGCAUUUUCGACGCCACAACAUCACGCUUGUCGUGGGCUUGAACGAGCGUUCGUACGACGCCAACGACUUUGUCAAAAUGGGCAUUGAGCACGUCGACUUGAGCUUUCCCGAUGGCAGCAACCCGUCCGAUACGCUCUUGCGCGCCUUCUUUGAGGCCUGCGACGCGACACCUGGGGCGAUCGCAGUGCAUUGCAAAGCCGGACUGGGCCGCACGGGCACGUGUAUUGCUGCCUACCUCAUGCAGCGCGACGGGUUCUCGGCCAAGCAAGCCAUUGGCUGGUUGCGACUAUGCCGCCCGGGUAGCGUCAUUGGUCCGCAACAAGACUUUCUCGUUGCCAGCGAAGAAACCAAGUGGGUGUCGAUGCUGCCACACGCUGCCGAGCCACGUGCCAAGCUGCCAAGCGCCGCGUGGAACCAAGGCGCGCAGCUGUUACUGCAGCGCAAGCGCAAGCACUGUUCAACACGAGAGACGAAUGCGGGCAAUGUGCGCCUCAAAACGUAG